Molecule: messenger RNA, 1813 nt
Organism: Aspergillus pseudonomiae
Lineage: Eukaryota; Fungi; Ascomycota; Eurotiomycetes; Eurotiales; Aspergillaceae
Product: 2EXR domain-containing protein
Exons: 1
Coding region: 7-1101 (364 amino acids)
Source: RefSeq, a predicted model, not a curated record
UUUAAAAUGUCCAAGGGCUCAUUCCACUACUUUAUGCAGCUGCCCCCUGAACUACGCCGUCUUAUCUGGCAACACUGCCUACCGUGUCGCAUAGCAGAAUUAGACAUCCCCGCCUUUCUUCUAGACGCCGAGGAAUCCCGUCAAAGCUGCUUUCCUGAGCAUACAACGCACAAAAACACUCGGCUGCCGGUCAUCGCAUUUGUCAACAGCGAGUCUCGGCUGGUCGCCUUUGAACAGGGCCGCUAUACGCAAGGACAGGCAACAACCAGCCUAGAGUCGAUCUGGGUGCAGCCGCGUCGGGACGUGCUGCAUCUCAACUGGACGCGAAUGAGCUACGAUGUCUUAGGACCGCUUACCGAACUUACCAGUCCAAUAGGCUGGUUCUUAUGGCAGGCAUACGAGCUUGGGAUGCAGCCUUCCAUCGUGGCCGAGAUGAUUCACUAUUUUGACUUGGAAGGGCUUUUGAAUGGCACUGCUGACGAUGAUGACAAUGAAAUCAUCUGCGUGCGGUCCUCUCGUCAUGCGGGCAUGUGUGACCCUCUAGGCGAUGAAGAUGCAAGGGAUAUUGCAAGUUUCGCAGAAUUUGCACCGAGGCUCGACGUGGCCAUGGUGGCAGUUUCUCUGCAUAUCACCAGGGAAGUGGCUCUGGGGUCGGGCCUGUUUGGACUGUUAGGCGAUGCGCCCGUUCAAAUGGUUGACGUUGACGAUGAAGCUCGGUUGAGGAAAUUCCAAGCCGUCUUCAGGGAGCACGCAUUGGAAAAUGAACCGGCUGUGCAAACACUGUUUGAAUUACUUACGAGUCCUCGAUUCCGAGCGGCUGUCGAGAAAUGGAAAAGAGAAGCUGAAUGGAUCUUUCUGGCGUCAUUGUGGGACUACGCACGAAGGGGCAACCUCGACAGUCUUGGGACGAACCCGGGUUCUGCUUGGAUACCUUACCUGUCGCAGCCAGAAGAUAUCGACUUACAUCGGUAUUCGCCGGAUGAAAAUCAUCCGUGGGUCAAAGAAGCUCGACAGAGUCUGCCCAAGCUGCGACCGCGGAUUAUGGUGCGAUAUUGUACCAAUGAGUGUUAUAGAUAUCCACCACCUAAAACUUACUGGUAAAAGAAUCGAUUCGGUGCCUAUACCAAUAGAGUGAUAUCUUGUAUAUAACCAAAUAGCAUAUCAUGCUGCUCUACAUGCCUCGGCAAGGUGAUCAUGCAUACCCUGCGCCCUGAAAAUAGCCUCAACAUGGCUCCGUGACUCCUUCCCGCUAUUUUGGUUGGUGACAUAGUCUCUCACCUCCUGCUCUAUUUUGUCAAAGCCCACCCUGCCCUCGUUAUCACUGAUGGUCUGAUCCGCAUCAAUCUUCUUAUAACCCGGCACUGGUGGCCGCUCGAUGGGAUCUGUGUAUGCGGCGCUGAAACCCUUGCCCUUCAUGAACUUCGCGAACUCUGCACUGAUUCUCUGUGCCUGGUCGUAGCGUCGGGCGUCAGCAUGGGUCUUCAGCGCAGCUGUCAUUUUGUUGAAACGGUCAUCAGCAGGCUCCCUGCCAUCGGCCUUGAGCUUGGCGAUUGCCUUCAUGGCAAUAUCCUCUGCCUCGCUCAUAACAGUUUCAAAACUAUUUUUCUGCUUCCAAUCCUUGAAAAUCUUCGCAUUGUUCAUGUCGCCCUUGAAGCCAGCCUUGUCAAACUCAGUGCUGAUUACUUCGAGGUCCGCACCCUCACCAAUGAGCGCCCAGUUGACCUUGUCAAAGUCAGGGUCCUUGAUGAGAAUUGGUUGGCCCUUGGGGCCCCUGAUGAUGUUGCCGCUGGCGUCUUUCUCCGGCUUCCUGGUG